Parastagonospora nodorum SN15 is the source of this 4002-nucleotide messenger RNA. RefSeq lists its product as hypothetical. Gene Ontology annotation, molecular function: ATP binding; histone binding; ATP-dependent chromatin remodeler activity. Bases 1 to 4002 code for a protein of 1333 amino acids. The record is from RefSeq and is a predicted model, not a curated record. Gene Ontology annotation, cellular component: nucleus. The transcript is spliced from 4 exons. Gene Ontology annotation, biological process: positive regulation of transcription by RNA polymerase II. Lineage: Eukaryota; Fungi; Ascomycota; Dothideomycetes; Pleosporales; Phaeosphaeriaceae.
AUGGCUUCCGUACAACCCGGCUCUGAUAUGGGCUCAAACCAGCUGCCUAGCGGCAUGACCCGCGAACAGGCGCAACACGUCUACAAGCAAUACCAAUUGAUGAAGCAGCAAGGCGUCCCUGAGACGAACCCAGAAUUCAUCAAAGCCCGUAAUAUGCUCGCUAUGAUCCAGAAGCAAACUCAGUACAACAAUAUGCGACGCAUGCAGCAGCAACAACGCCAACAGAGCAUUUCCGAUCCACAAGCCAUGCAGCAGAAUGGAGCUGCCAUGGGCAUGGCCAAUGGGAAGCCUGUUGUGCCUGCCGAUGUAGCUUCAGCAUCGAGCGGUAACGCGACUACAACGCAGAUUGCGACAGCCAGUGGACCGGCUCCCGGAGGCGAUGGGCAGACCCCAACGUCAGCUACGAGCGCGAACGCUGCUUUGUCCAAGGACCAACUCAUGAUGCUGCGCGCUCAGAUUGGAGCUUUCAAGCACCUUAGCAAGGGCUUGCCUUUGCCUGCGAAUAUGCAGCAGCAGAUUUACGGCCAUCAUACUUCUAAGAAGCCACAGACCCCUGUCGAUGCCGUAAACGCCGCUUCUCAGGUCCUCGACAGCGUGACCCGCGCUUCAAGUACGAGUGGCGCUGUCCAAGACACUCCUGCUCUGCCUCGCCUUCCCGACACCUUUAUUGAGCCUUGGCAUAGCGAAGCGAUCCGCGACGUCAACUACAUGACCCACGCUGAGCGCAAGAACCGCCCAUACAUGGCGACAAUCAUGCCACAAGGCGUCGACAUUGAGUCUGUACAGCAGAGCAUGCAGGAAAUGCGCAAGGAGCGCGAGAUCAUUCUCUACAACCGACUCACUGCGAGAAAGGCGGAGCUGGAGAAGCUCAACGCAAACAUUGGUUCGUGGGAUACCAGCAAGACGGACACGCCCGAGGACGACGGAAAGGUCAAGCUGGCUCUGGUGAUUGAACAGAAGAAGCUGAACCUUCUUGAGAAGCAGCGCAAGUUGCGACGAGAGAUCUCGCAGCAGAUGAUCCACGCCGACAAUCUCGCCAUGACCGCCAACCGGACAAUCUACCGCCGUCUCAAGAAGCAGUCGAUGCGCGAAGCUCGUCUAACUGAAAAGCUCGAAAAGCAACAACGGGACGCGCGCGAGACAAAGGAGAAGAAGAAGCACCACGAGUUCAUCGACGCCAUCCGCAAACACCGCACCGAGCUACAGGAGGCUGGUCUGGCACAACGACAGCGUCUGCAGAAGUUGGGCCGCACCAUGAUCACCACUCACCAGAACAUCGAGAAGGAAGAGCAGAAGCGCAUCGAGCGCACUGCCAAGCAGCGUCUGCAGGCCCUGAAAGCCAACGACGAGGAGACCUAUCUCAAGCUUUUGGGAGAGGCCAAGGAUACACGUAUCACGCACUUGCUCAAGCAGACCGAUGGUUUCUUGAAGCAGCUUGCUGCAUCCGUCAAGGCCCAACAGCGAACUUCCAUCGACCGGUACCAACUCGCCGACGAGGUAUCCGAAGACGAAGAGAGCGAAGACGACCAAGAUUCGGACGCUGAACCACGCCCGGGCAAGAAACGCACCGACUACUACGAAAUUGCCCAUCGCAACAAGGAAGAGGUCACGCAACAAGCGAGUAUAUUGGUUGGCGGAACUCUCAAAGAGUACCAGGUCAAGGGUCUUCAAUGGAUGGUGUCUCUCUACAACAACAACCUCAACGGUAUUCUUGCAGAUGAGAUGGGUCUGGGCAAGACUAUUCAGACCAUCAGUUUGAUCACCUACCUCAUUGAGAAGAAGCGACAGCCUGGACCAUACCUCGUCAUUGUACCCCUCAGUACCCUUACCAACUGGAACAACGAGUUCGAGAAGUGGGCGCCGACUGUCUCGAAGAUCACGUACAAGGGACCACCCAAUCAGCGUAAGCAGUACCAGCAGCAGAUUCGAUGGGGCCAAUUCCAAGUUCUCCUCACCACCUACGAGUUUAUCAUCAAGGACCGACCGAUUCUGAGCAAGAUCAAGUGGGUUCACAUGAUUGUCGACGAAGGACAUCGUAUGAAGAACGCUGGCUCCAAGCUUAGUGUGACCAUUACACAGUACUACACCACCCGUUAUCGUCUCAUUCUCACUGGUACGCCACUGCAGAACAACCUGACUGAACUGUGGGCCAUGCUGAACUUCGUCCUUCCCACCAUCUUCAAGUCUGCUACAUCGUUCGAUGAGUGGUUCAACACGCCGUUCGCCAACACUGGUGGACAAGACAAGAUGGAGCUCACUGAAGAAGAGCAGCUUCUUGUCAUCAAGCGUCUUCACAAGGUUCUUCGUCCAUUCCUUCUGCGUCGUCUCAAGAAGGAUGUCGAAAAGGACUUGCCGGACAAAGACCCGAAGGCGGCGUCAUCAAGUCUGCGAAAGCUCUGUAACCAUCCUUUUGUCUUCGAGCAGGUUGAGGAAGUCAUGAACCCAACUAAGAGCACCAACGAUCUGCUGUGGCGAGCUUCUGGCAAGUUUGAGUUGCUGGACAGGAUCCUGCCCAAGUUCGAGAAGACUGGCCAUCGUGUCCUCAUGUUCUUCCAGAUGACACAGAUCAUGAACAUCAUGGAAGAUUACCUGCGUCUGCGAGGCAUGAAGUACAUGCGUCUGGAUGGUGCAACAAAGGCAGACGAUCGCUCGGAGCUACUUAAGGAGUUCAACGCCCCCAACUCGCCCUAUUUCUGCUUCUUGCUAUCAACACGUGCUGGUGGUCUUGGUCUGAAUCUUCAGACUGCGGAUACCGUCAUCAUCUACGACUCGGACUGGAACCCUCAUCAAGAUUUGCAAGCGCAAGAUCGUGCCCAUCGUAUCGGUCAGAAGAACGAGGUGCGAAUUCUGCGUCUCAUUACAUCCAACUCCGUCGAGGAGAAGAUUCUGGAGCGAGCCAACUACAAGCUGGACAUGGACGGCAAAGUCAUUCAGGCUGGUAAAUUCGACAACAAGUCUACCAACGAGGAGCGAGAUGCCAUGUUGCGUAUCAUGUUGGAGUCUGCAGAAGCUGCGGAGAGCCUUGAACAGGAAGAGAUGGAUGACGACGAUCUCAACUUGAUCAUGAUGCGAAACGAAGAUGAGUUCAAGCUGUUCCAAGAGAUGGACCGGCAGCGUCUCACAGACGAUCCAUAUGGUCCAGGCAAACCGCUGGGACGUCUCAUUGGCGAGAGCGAACUGCCUGAUAUCUACCUUAACGAUGCUGAUCCCAUCGUCGAGGAGAAGGACGACACACCGGUUGGUCGUGGCGCUCGUGAGCGCACUCGUGUCAAGUACGAUGAUGGUCUAACGGAAGAACAAUGGCUCGAGGCAGUCGACAACGACGAGGAUACUAUCGAGGAUGCUAUUGCACGCAAGGAACAGAAGAAUGCCAAGCGGAGCCGGAACAAGACCGCUAGGAUGGGCCUUGACCCAGAACCCUUGCCGAAGAAGCGAGGCCGGAAACCCAAAGCAGAGAAGCGUAAGGCCGAUGAAGCCUCACUCGAUGGUGACCUCGCACCACGCAAGCGCGGUCGACCCGCCCCAGCCAAGGACAGCCUCAGCCCCGAUAGCCGCGCUUCACUUCAGAAGGUUGUGAACUUUGUUUACGAGGCACUCAACGACCUUGAAGAAGAGUCGUCUGAUCCUGACAUUCCCAAUCGUGGCAUCAUCGAUCCCUUCAUCGAGCUGCCCGACAAGUGGGAUUACCCAGACUACUACCAGCUGAUCAAGAACCCAAUCUGCAUGAACCAGAUCAAGAAGAAGAUCAACAAGAAAGAGUACCAGUCUGUCAAGCAAUUCCGCCAGGACAUUGGCAUGCUCUGCAAUAACUGUCGUCACUACAACGAGGACACUAGCUUGCUGUUCGCAGACGCAAACUUGAUUGAGUCCACGGCUGUAGACAAGCUGCGCGAGGCUACCGCCGAGUUCCCAGAGUGGCAGGACUUUGAUGAGGCUGGUAGCGUUAAUGGAGGGCCGAGUGCUCUGACCAGUGCCGUUGGCACGCCACGAGGUGGUCUAUAA